AUGUAUGGGCAGCAGCAGAAAGCACCACGAUGGAAGGACUGCAUCGUCCACACUAUGGAACGACUGGAACAUAUGCAAUACGCUACCAGUGCGAUUUACAUAAGGAAGGCAUUCGACCAGGAGUCAAAAAAUGUUACACUGGAAAUGAUCGAUGACCUGCAAGAAGUAUUUCACGAAAUCCUCACCACCAGUGACUGGAUGGACAAUCAAACCAAAGCUUCAGCUUUGGACAAGGCAAACCAAAUGUUACGUCAGAUAGCCUACCCAGACUUCAUUCUAGAUGACGAAAAGCUCGACGCGUACUACGACAGUCUGGAUGUGCAUGGCACUGAUUCCUACACUGAUAUGUUGGAAAAAGUCGCGCGAUGGGGAAUAGAGUAUGCCUUUAAAAAACUGAUGAGGCCUGUGGAUCGUUCCGAGUACAAUUUCAACUCUGCCAUAGUUAAUGCAUAUUACUCACCAACAUCCAAUACUAUCAGUCAGACUACAGACCUUUUU
Molecule: messenger RNA, 498 nt
Organism: Cylicostephanus goldi
Lineage: Eukaryota; Metazoa; Nematoda; Chromadorea; Rhabditida; Strongylidae
Source: the annotation of a GenBank genome assembly